GAGCGGGCGUGGCCUGCCUCUGCGCCUGUGCGGAAUUCCAGCUGCGACUGCUGAGGGAGAAAAUGAUACCCAGGUUGGGCUCCCCGGCCCACCAGCCGAGGAGAGGCCUGCGCUGCACACGCGCAGACCGAGCAUCCGCGUCAAGAGGCGAAGAGAGCGCGCACUCCCCACGUCCUGCGCGCCUGGCUGCCAGGCAUUCGUUUCAGCCGUGACUCUCGCCAGGCCGGGGCUGGCGCGCCCACGUCUGAAGAGCGAUGCCCCGGGAGAUCAUCACCUUGCAGCUGGGCCAGUGCGGCAACCAGAUUGGGUUCGAGUUCUGGAAACAGCUGUGCGCCGAGCAUGGUAUCAGCCCCGAGGGCAUCGUGGAGGAGUUCGCCACCGAGGGCACUGACCGCAAGGACGUCUUUCUCUACCAGGCAGACGAUGAGCACUACAUCCCCCGGGCCGUGCUGCUGGACCUGGAACCCCGGGUGAUCCACUCCAUCCUCAACUCCCCCUAUGCCAAGCUCUACAAUCCGGAGAACAUCUACCUGUCGGAACAUGGAGGAGGAGCUGGCAACAACUGGGCUAGCGGAUUCUCCCAGGUGUCCAGGCGACCGUUCCAGAGAUCUUUGAUAUUCCCAUCCAGAGGCAAGGGUGAGAAAAUUCAUGAAGACAUCUUUGACAUCAUAGACCGAGAAGCAGAUGGAAGUGACAGUUUAGAGGGCUUCGUGCUGUGUCACUCCAUCGCUGGGGGUACGGGUUCUGGCCUGGGCUCCUACCUCCUGGAGCGACUGAAUGACAGGUACCCCAAGAAGCUAGUGCAGACUUACUCAGUGUUUCCCUACCAGGACGAGAUGAGCGACGUGGUGGUUCAGCCCUACAAUUCACUCCUGACACUCAAGAGGCUGACGCAGAACGCAGACUGUGUGGUGGUGCUGGACAACACAGCCCUGAACCGGAUUGCCACAGACCGCCUGCACAUCCAGAACCCGUCCUUCUCCCAGAUCAACCAGCUGGUGUCCACCAUCAUGUCGGCCAGCACCACCACCCUGCGCUACCCCGGCUACAUGAACAAUGACCUCAUCGGCCUCAUCGCCUCGCUCAUUCCCACCCCACGGCUCCACUUCCUCAUGACCGGCUACACCCCGCUCACUACAGACCAGUCAGUGGCCAGCGUGAGGAAGACUACGGUCCUGGAUGUCAUGAGGCGGCUGCUGCAGCCCAAGAACGUGAUGGUGUCCACAGGCCGAGACCGCCAGACCAACCACUGCUACAUCGCCAUCCUCAACAUCAUCCAGGGAGAGGUGGACCCCACCCAGGUCCACAAGAGCCUGCAGAGGAUCCGGGAACGGAAGUUGGCCAACUUCAUCCCAUGGGGCCCCGCCAGCAUCCAGGUGGCCCUGUCGAGGAAGUCUCCCUACCUGCCCUCGGCCCACCGGGUCAGCGGGCUCAUGAUGGCCAAUCACACCAGCAUCUCCUCGCUCUUUGAAAGUUCCUGCCAGCAGUUUGACAAGCUGCGGAAGCGGGAUGCCUUCCUCGAGCAGUUCCGUAAGGAGGACAUGUUCAAGGACAACUUUGAUGAGAUGGACAGGUCUAGGGAGGUUGUUCAGGAGCUCAUUGAUGAGUACCAUGCGGCCACCCAGCCAGACUACAUUUCCUGGGGCACCCAGGAGCAGUGAUUUCCCUCCCCACUACUCCUUCUGGAUGGGAACCACAGCCUCGACAAUGCCUGCUCCCUCUGACCCAACUUCACCUCAUGAACAACCCUUCUUGGUUCAUCUCCAGCCCAUGAGCUGGUCCUGCUUCCUCCCUUCCAUGCCCUAACUCUUAAUAUGUUUGUUCAGCUCUAAUAAAGUAAUAAAGCUUGGUUGUCCGUAUA
Symphalangus syndactylus (siamang) is the source of this 1861-nucleotide messenger RNA. It is a transcript of the gene TUBG2, whose product is annotated as tubulin gamma 2. Gene Ontology annotation, biological process: cytoplasmic microtubule organization; microtubule nucleation. Gene Ontology annotation, cellular component: microtubule; gamma-tubulin complex. The record is from RefSeq and is a predicted model, not a curated record. Gene Ontology annotation, molecular function: GTP binding. Lineage: Eukaryota; Metazoa; Chordata; Mammalia; Primates; Hylobatidae.